Messenger RNA from Cuscuta europaea, 631 nucleotides. The record is from the annotation of a GenBank genome assembly. NCBI's taxonomy places the organism in Eukaryota, Viridiplantae, Streptophyta, Magnoliopsida, Solanales, Convolvulaceae.
CAGUUUGAAAGAAACAGUAAAAGACACAGAUGACAGAAGAAGCAAUGAGAAGGGAGAAGAUUUGGAAAUAAAAGAUGUUGUGGAGAAUGAAAUGAAUAACCAGCAAAGUGACAUGGAUGCUAAUGGGAAUGAGAAUGAUGGAGUAGAGGACAAAGAGAAAGAUGAUGAACAAAUUAACAGUUGUAAAGAAACUGCAGAAAAGCAAGUAGAAGAGCUACGAAGGAAAGAUGUUGUGGUACUAAUAAAUCAUUUAAUUUAAAAUUUAUUUUGUUCUUUGACUUAUGAUUCUUGAUGUUUAUUUAUUGUAGGACACUCAGAUGAGUGAACAUCACAUUAGCAUGGAUGCUGAUGACAAUGAGAAUGGGGGACUAGGGGAUGAUGAGAAUCUCCAGAACAAGGACAAGGAAGAAGAAUCAAGGGAUGAUGUGACUGGGAAGGAAAAAAGCGUUGAAGGCAGUGCAGGAGAGUUAAAGGGGCCAAGUGAUAAUAAAGAAUGUGAAGAAGAAUACAGAUGGAGUGAAGAGAACACACAAUUUAUAAUGGAAUUGUGUUUAAAAGUUGAUGCGGUUGAAAAAGAAUCACGUAAAAGACGAAUGCAGGAACAAGCACAAGAUAAACAAAAAGGAAAGCG